Messenger RNA from Notodromas monacha, 3141 nucleotides. The record is from the annotation of a GenBank genome assembly. NCBI's taxonomy places the organism in Eukaryota, Metazoa, Arthropoda, Ostracoda, Podocopida, Cyprididae.
AUGAUUCUUGUCACCCGAUUGUUCGGGUGCCCCGACAAUCGGGUGACCAAACUGCAGUUUGGUGGGCUGGGGAUUGGCAAGGCCAAGAACUGCCCUGGCUGGCGGUUGGACCAACUGGGGCUUGACAACCAGCAGGUGCGCGACCAUCAAUUGACCGACCGGCGGCUGACCGGACACAGAAUUCAAAACAAGAGACCAGCUCUUAUUCUGACUUCAUAUGUUGUUUGCGUAUUUAGUUAUCUUGUGAUAUUGGACACCGAAGGCCUAAAUUCACCCGAAGACGCGGACCUGGCAGACGGAUCGAAGCGAAAGGACAACGAAAUGGCAACUUUUGACAUUGGAAUCGCACAGAAAACUAUAUGCAAUGUUCGCGGCGAAGAUUUGGCGGAUUUGCAAAGCGUCCUCGGAAUGGCUGCCCAUGCUUUUAUUCGAAUGAAUAAGAUUAAACUCAGUCCGAGCCUUUGCAUCGCUCUUGAAGAAGCCCAUCAAAAUCUCAUGACUCAGCUCGACAAAUCCGUGAUUGUUUCCUGCUCGGAAGAUGGCAAAGGGAGCAAAGAAGAAAAGCGAUUCGAUGAUGUGGUCAAGUUUGACAUGAACAGCGACAUCUACAGCUUCCCUCCUUUGUAUACGUCCACGACCAACGGAGUCAUGUUCAACAUCAGCUUGCGAUACGGUCAAGCAGCUGCGAAACUCAAGUCCGAUGUGGUCAAGGACAUUGCAAAACGGCCCUGGGGCUUCGCGGAGUUCAUUCAGCACAUUGAGCAGCUGUGGAAAUUCAUCCUGCAAGAAUCCCACAGCUUCAAUUUUCACAACGUGUUUCAGUUGGCUGUUUACAAUGCAAUGGACAGAAUCCUGGGAGACAUCAAAUUGACGAUGGACGAGGAAUUCGCAAAGGUUGUUCAGGAUUGCAAAAUGUUGUUGCAUUCGUCGAGCGACUUUCUGAAGGAAAAUGUUUCGAUUGCCGGAAAAUCAGUGGACGAAAAGUUCGAAGAACUGAUGGCGAGCGUAACGCUCGACCGCUUGACAAAACUGAUUGACGAGAGCCACGUUUCUUUCAAUUGGGAAUCCGAGCCUUGGCCCGAACGUCUGCAAUGCGAUCUUCGGCUUCAUCUCCAAGAAAGAAAACUUAGUGCCCAAGCUGCGAUCCGAGCCACUGAGCUGGAAAUCGAGUCCAACGCGGAACGAGACCGGAAUAUCGGGAAACUCCUCAACAACUUCAAUCGCACUCUGGAAAGCAAAGGUCUGCUGAAACCGAAGAACAAUGCCAGAGCCCUGACAAUAACCGACACGCAAGCCUUGCGCACGGAAUUUGACCUAUUCUGGGAGCGGGAGAUUCUGCCAAAGGCCACGUUUUUGCCGCCAGAGCCCACCAGAGACGGCAUUUGGCAAAACAUGAUGGAAGCCUUGGAAGACAAUUGCUUGUCUGGAGUGAUUCAGCGCAAGAUUGCGGGUUGGAUCCUGGAAGUUUUGCGGCAGCACAGACUCGCUGACGCUGGGAAGGUGGAUGGGAAAGCAGUGUUGAACUACCUGAUGAGCGACUUCAAAAAGGUCGUGGAAAAUGAUUCUUCGGAUGAAGACGGAGAAACGCAACAAACGGUGGUCGCCCCAGUGCGUCCAGUCGAAGUGCCCCGGACUGCCGAGCUGGUCGCAGACUGGAUCAGCAACAAAGACUUGAAAAUGCCGAUCCGAAAGAUCGUGAAAUUUGUGGCGGAAUCGAAGCAGGCGGAAGCCAAAACUUCUCAGAUUCCGGAACUGAUCCUGAGCACGUGUUACGCAGUUUCCGGGGAGUUUUUUAAUGCCGCACAGCGAGACCGCGACCAGCAGCUGCGGCGCAUUGAAGAAACCCACGAGUCCCAGUGGUUGAAAUUCCUGGGUAUCAUCACGGCCUAUCAGGAAGACCAAACCAAUGCACAAGUUUUUCUUGUUGCCUUGGGGAAGGCUCUGAAAUAUGAAGUCGGUCGGUACGCGAGCCACCUGCUGGUGCAGCGCCUGAGGGCAUCGCCGGAAAUGCAGAACAAGCAUUCGUUGCACCGCAAGCUUUUGCAGUACCUGGCAGAGACGGAUUUCGUGUUGAAAUCCGUCUUGAAUUUCAUCAAUAACCCGCACGCUUUGCGAACGGAAUUCCUGGGCGUAGUUGUCAAACGAGAAAUAAACGCCAAUGACGGCUCCGUCAAGAAGUUUUGCGUGGAUUAUCUGGAGAAGAAGAAGCAAGACGUUUCUCGUUGGGUCAUCGACGUACUGCGGACUGCCGCAGAAAAUGAAGGUUUGCCGGAAAACGGAAAAUUCACUCUGCUGGAGGCUGUGCGAUUGUUCAACAGUUGCCAAAUCCUGGGCACGCACAUGAACGGCGCCGUUGGGUUCGAUCUGACUGAAGUCAAGUCGAUCGAGGAUUUUGCGGGGAAAGUCGGCAAGGGCCUGGAUGAUUUGGUCAACGACGUCAUGACUGAGAUGCAGUCGUCUGACGGAUUGUUGGGCUGGUGGCGACUGGAUGACGACCCCGUGGCCCAAUUGUCGGAACGCUUGCAUGGUUGCAAAGAGAAGUGUCCCAUUUGUGGGGUGGAAAAGUUUUCUGUGGACUGGCAAAAAACUUCUGUGGACCUGCGCCAGCAGUCCGCAUACCACAGGCUGGGGAACACUGCUCUAUGUAGCAUGGGUAGGGUGUGGGUGAAAUUUGCCGCAGUUGAACUUGCCGCACUUCAACUUGCCACUGUUGCAACUGACCACAGCCUGAAUCAAUGCAAUGGCAAGUGGCUGCAAUUCAUGCUGCAAGUUGUGAUAGCAGCAGGGAACCCGAACCACUUGCGGAUGGGACACAAGCACAUGUCCUCCUCGCACCCUCCCAUCUACGUGAGUGCCCCGAUCCUCAAGCGACGCAUUGGAAGGAUGACGUGUCAGGAAUGCGUCGCCAUGUCUGCGAAGGUCUACGAGGCUACAAAAAGCACGUGGAUGAAGUAUGGCUCUGACGAGGCCAACCGAGACAACUGGACCAUGACCAACAACUCGACCACAGUGCCGGCUGGAGUGGACAAGUUUUGGCGCUACUUCCAGCGGUUGUCCGACUGCCUUAACUGCGGCGUCUUAUUAUUCCAGGCAAACGCGCCUGGAGCAGCAAAAUUUUUGGCUGCUCCGGGCCUGAGAUAA